Messenger RNA from Effrenium voratum, 705 nucleotides. The record is from the annotation of a GenBank genome assembly. Lineage: Eukaryota; Dinophyceae; Suessiales; Symbiodiniaceae.
AUGAGGCCGCGGCCGUGGCUGCUGGCUGCUUGGGCAACUGCGGGGGAAUGUGCGGACCUGCGGGGCAAGAGCGACGACUUCUGGACCUGCGCAGGCGACGGGGUCUUGUGGCAUCGCCUCCGGGAGACGGUACGCUAUGUCAUGUGGACCCCUUCCACUCCGUUGCGCACCUCCGUGGAGCACGUGGUUCCGCUGCUGCCUUUGUGGAUGACGUUGGGCACAGGCCACGAGAAUAGGUCCAAGGUGGCGGAGAGUGCCGUCUGCCCCGCGGGGGAGGUCUUCUUCAUGUUGCUUCACUUCCUCAUGUCCCAGAUGGAGCAGGUCCGGUUUGACGGGUCCAUCGACAUGAACGGCCUUGUGGAUGCCCUUGCCAUGCUCAGAGUGAGGAUCCCCUCGAUGUCGGCGGCGCUGCGGUCCACCUGGCCCAUCUUCGGGCUGUUGGCUCUCAUCCAGCAGCAGUUGUUGCGCCUGGGCAAAGGCAGCACAGCUCCCUCGCCCUCAGCACCUUUGACGGACAAGGCCGCUCCCUUUGGUGAGGCACUGCGCCCCUUUGCCCGCAUCUGCGAGGAGGGGCUCGAGCUCUUUGAGUUGCUGCAGGCUUGGCUGGAGGCGCCGGGGCUGCUGCCAGGCCUCCCCUUGUCCGCCCGCAGCUCUGCAGAAGUCUCCGGGGAGCUCCCAGAACGGGGGGCUUCUGCUUCUUCCUAA